Messenger RNA from Mesoplodon densirostris (Blainville's beaked whale), 2794 nucleotides. RefSeq names its product MARVEL domain containing 1 (gene MARVELD1). Gene Ontology annotation, cellular component: membrane. The coding region runs from base 152 to 673 and encodes 173 amino acids. The transcript has 2 exons. Lineage: Eukaryota; Metazoa; Chordata; Mammalia; Artiodactyla; Ziphiidae. The record is from RefSeq and is a predicted model, not a curated record. Gene Ontology annotation, molecular function: structural constituent of myelin sheath. Gene Ontology annotation, biological process: myelination.
GGAGAAGGGGAGAGGAAGAGAGGAGGACUCGGAGGGGAGCGAGGAGGCCGCGGCGGGCUCAGGGGCACGUCGGCCGGGCCACCCCCGCGAGCCAGACGUCGCCAUUCCGCUGCUCGGGGCGCCGCCGCCGCCGCCACCGCGCCCGGGGGCCAUGCUCCCGCCGCCCCCGCGCCAGCCGCCGCCCCAGGCGCGGGCGGCCCGCGGCGCGGUGAGCCUGCAGCGGGCCUUUCUGCGCGGCCCGCUGGGCGUGCUGCGGCUGCUGCAGCUGCUGGCCGGCGCCGCCUUCUGGAUCACCAUCGCCACAAGCAGGUACCAGGGCCCGGUGCACUUCGCGCUCUUCGUGUCCGUGCUCUUCUGGCUGCUGACCCUGGGCCUCUACUUCCUCACGCUGCUGGGCAAGCACGAGCUGGUGCCCGUGCUGGGCUCGCGCUGGCUGGUGGUCAACGUGGCGCACGACCUGCUGGCGGCCGCGCUCUACGGCGCCGCGAUGGGCAUCAUGAUCAGCCAGACGCAGAGCCACAGCUACUGCAACCUCAAGGAUUACCAGAUGUCCUGCGCCUACCACGCCUUCCUGGCGGCCGCCGUCUGCGGCGGCCUCUGCCUCGGCCUCUACCUGCUCUCAGCGCUCUACGGCUGCUGCCGCCACUACCAGGGCGAGCAGGAGGUGGCGUGAGGUCGCUGCGCCGCGGGGCGGGGGACCCGUCCUUCCUGCCGCCGCCGCCCCGCGCCCGUGCGCCCCGGCUCCCUCCCCUCGCCCUGCGUUCCCGCCGCCGCCCGCGCCCCGGCGCCCGGAUCACAGUUCCCGUCCGACGGCUUCGCCGCAGGCCAGAGUCCGGACAGCUGCGCCGUCUCCUGGGACCAGGGCAGAGCCGCAUCCGAGGGGCGGACGCACUCUUUCAGUCGGGCCGCCCCGAGGCGAAGCCUCGCGUUUCCUCUUCCCCUUCCCGGCCGAGAGCGAGACGUGGACAGGCGCCGCGUAGAUCCGGGGGAGGCUCCCAAAUUGGAACCAGUCUACUGGCGGCGCCACUGCCCCCUCCCUCCCGCUCCGCGUUCGGAAGAGCACCCCCUUGCCCUGGCCCCUCUUCCAGCCCCGAGUGCUGAAAACGGCAGGCAUGACGCCGCGGGCGGAGCUGGGGACGGGCCUCCACUGGUCCUGGGAUGAGCGACGGGUGUGGUUUUAGUUUGGGAUUGUGCGGGCAUCCUGCGCAGUCCUUCCGGGCCAUCCCUCGGUGCUUUGAUGUCUUGAGCUGGGGCCCAUCUGCAAAGGUGAGGAUGGAUAGGGGGCUGUACCCUUGCACCUUUGGAGUCUUCUUUCUCCUCCUCCUGUUCCGCCUUUGUCCUCGCGGUUCGCGGAGGCCAGUUCCUAACGCCCACUAGCUUCCCUGGCCUCGCCUUCCCAGCCUUCCUCUCACAGGUUUCUGUUCCGUCCCCACCUCCCAAUAUCUUUUUUGCAUUAGGGAUACCAUACCAGCGUCAAGGAAUGUUAGGCGAACCCCACCCCCUUCUUUUUGCAGAUGGAGACUCAGAGCUUGCUCUUGCGAAGAGCCAGAAAAAGAUUAGAACCUGGUCUUUGGACUCCCAGUCUAGCGUUGUUUAAAGCAUUGGUUGUUCCCAGGAAUCCGGACUCUGGAGCUACCUUCUAAUAGAGGGUUUCAAGGCCCAAAGGGUUUGUCUAAGGUGCUUUCUCCCCUUCUUGAAGAUUCACAAUGCUCAUUAGCAUAUGAAAGGCUCUGAGAAGUCCUGCUCUAAAAGAAGCCCAAGUAACUUAGUUUACAGUGUUAACUGCCUCUGGACCUGGACCAGUUUUUUCCACCUAAGGUUCCAAGCAUCCGUGUGUCGUCCUGGCUCUCAUUUAUCACCAAGGGUCCCGACCCAUUGGCUGGGGUCUGUUUGAAGACAAGGGGCACUCCUUCUCUUUCCCAGGGAAUUUCUAUAGCAGAGGGAGGCCCCGCACCCCCUCCAUUAAAGAGAAGAUAGCCGGCCCUGCCAGACCAGCGAGAGCCUGGGGAAACUGUGGAUUGAACAUUCCUUUACAUUGUUUGGGGAAAUGAAGCCAAGGUUGUCCAGAUGGUUUCCUGGUUUCCCAGUCAAAAGGAACAUCACCUGUAAGAGAUGCUGGCAUUGACCAUAAGCAACUGGCAGGGGUGGGUCACACCAAACAGAGAAGAAAACUCGGGAUCUGGGAUGAACAGCUGGCCCAGCCUCGGUAAGAUCAUCACAUAAGCUGCAUCCUCAGCUCAGAGCCAGCCCUUUGAGGACCUCUUCUUAGCCCCAGCCCAUAGUGCUUUGUCUGUGGUUAGCUGACCUUACUCAGGAACAGACGUCUCCUUGGCCUUCAUGGUACCUAUACAGCCACAUGUGCCUGAAACAUUCCAGAGCUCAUUGGCUCGUCUAGAUGUGCCUUCCCACUUGGCCUCCUGCGGCUUCUCCAGAUGUGAGAAAGACAUGAAGACAGCUCCCACACCCAUCCUCUCCUUCUCCUCGGGGCCCUGUGCCAUGGGAAUGGCUACCUGAGCUGGCCAGGAACUUUUGGAUACUGGAGGCAGUCUCCUUGGCCUCCCUCUUUGGACUCCAGGACUCGAUCCAACCUGACACUGCUGUGGGCUGCCCCCAGCCCAAAAGUCUGGGACCACUUGUGGGCCCAGGAGAGGAUUUCUUCAGUAUUCUACAAAGGCCAAAGAGAGGGUAUGCGUGGGAGGGUGAGGGAGGGUAGGGAGAGGGGACCGAUGUGCCUCAUUCAGUAGUUUAGUGGUGAUUACUAAUAUGCUUUUCUGAAUAAAGUUUGUUUGUCUGA